This is a messenger RNA of Erythranthe guttata (spotted monkey flower), 894 nucleotides long. RefSeq names its product zinc finger protein ZAT5-like. The record is from RefSeq and is a predicted model, not a curated record. Lineage: Eukaryota; Viridiplantae; Streptophyta; Magnoliopsida; Lamiales; Phrymaceae.
AUGGAUAAAAAGAACUCCCUUUCUGUUUGGGUUUCUGGGGCUUUUAUAAUGUUUGGCGGGAAGGCUCUCUGCCCUCUCAGGCUCUGGUGCAGAGGCCUACUUUUGGCGGGCUUUUCACCUUUCAGCCAGUCGGUCCGGGCCAUCAUAACAUCCUAUUUUCUAGGGAUUAUGAUGCCCGCAGGGCGGCGGCGGCGGCGGCACCGAGGGAAAGUUCAGCAGCCGGAGAUUCCCAGAAAUGGCGGCGGCGGCGGCGCGGAAGGGAAAGUUGGCAUCUACGUCUACGAGUGCAAGACUUGCAGCAGAACAUUCCCUUCGUUUCAAGCGUUGGGUGGCCACCGCGCAAGCCACAAGAAACCCAAACCCCCCGCCGCCGCCGCAGACGUUGAUCGGAAAAAGCCACCACCGGCGGCGGCGCCGCCGAUUGAUCAAACAGCGGAAUAUACUCCGGCACCAACUUCAACGCAAUUUCCGAAAACUCACGAGUGCUCGAUAUGCGGGUCGGAGUUUGCGUCGGGGCAAGCAUUGGGCGGCCAUAUGAGAAGACACAGGUCUGCUGCAACUAACACCAAUACGACGUCGUCGUCUGAUAUUAUUGAUGCCGGAGAAAAGACCAGAAACAUGCUGGAGUUGGAUCUCAACCUGCCGGCGCCGCCGGAAGAUGAUCGCCGGGAAACGAAGUUCCACCGGUUCACAGCCAACAAGCAGCCGCGUCUUGUUUUCUCCGCGGCGGCGCUGGUGUUGUUUCAAAAAAAUUGUUCCCGGAAGUUUGAGGAAUCGUGUAAAUCGAUCCACGUGGGAUGUAACUAUAUGGUAAUCGCAGAUUUGGUCCUUUUGCGAAUGAUUCGAUUUCUAAAAUGCUUACAAUUACCCCCUAAGGGUAAUUUCGACUCAUAA